Molecule: messenger RNA, 702 nt
Organism: Psammomys obesus (fat sand rat)
Lineage: Eukaryota; Metazoa; Chordata; Mammalia; Rodentia; Muridae
Gene: Nppb
Product: natriuretic peptide B
Exons: 2
Coding region: 64-633 (189 amino acids)
Biological process (GO): negative regulation of systemic arterial blood pressure; neuropeptide signaling pathway; receptor guanylyl cyclase signaling pathway
Cellular component (GO): extracellular region; nucleus; cytoplasm
Molecular function (GO): hormone receptor binding; hormone activity
Source: RefSeq, a predicted model, not a curated record
CAGAAGACGUGCUGCUUGAGGAGGUGGGACAGGAGCAGCAGCCUGGCCCGACACUUCUCCAGCAUGGAUCUCCAGAAUGUGCUGCCCCAGAUGAUUCUGCUCCUGCUUUUCCUUUCUCUGUCACCGCUGGGAGGUCGAGCCCACCCUCUGGGCAGUCCUAGCCAGUCUCCGGAACAAUUCAAGAUGCAGGUGAGCCCUGAGGGUCUGCAUGGACAGAUAGGAGUCUGCCUGAGGGUCUGGGCAGCAGCAAUGCAAAGGUCUCACAUGGAAACCAGCCAUGUGAGAAUCAGAAAGCAGCAAUACUGGGUACCAGAUCCCUUAACCAAUGGGCACCAUGAGGGGUGGAGGAGCCAGAGCUUGUUUCUGAAUUCCAGGCUCCCCAAUUCAUUACAGAAACUGCUGGACCUGAUGAGGGAAAAGUCAGAGGAGACGGCUCAGAUGCAGCUCCCAAAGAACCAGGGCCCCACAAAAGAAUCCCCCAAAAGAACCCUUGGGUCUCAAGACAGAGCCCUCCAGGUCCUGCAGAGACUUCGAAACUCCAAGGUGAUGCACAGUUCAAGCUGCUUUGGACAGAGGAUAGACCGGAUCGGCUCCGUCAGUCGGCUGGGCUGUAAUGUGCUGAAGCGGUUUUAGGAAGAUCUCCAGGCUGCAGACCACCGGCUUCUGACUCCACCUGGGCCUCUUUCACCAACUCUGGGACCC